Messenger RNA from Sceloporus undulatus (fence lizard), 2034 nucleotides. It is a transcript of the gene CRLF1, whose product is annotated as cytokine receptor like factor 1. The record is from RefSeq and is a predicted model, not a curated record. The transcript has 8 exons. Lineage: Eukaryota; Metazoa; Chordata; Lepidosauria; Squamata; Phrynosomatidae. Gene Ontology annotation, cellular component: external side of plasma membrane. Gene Ontology annotation, biological process: cytokine-mediated signaling pathway. Gene Ontology annotation, molecular function: cytokine receptor activity; protein binding. Bases 270 to 1436 code for a protein of 388 amino acids.
CCCUUGGUUGUCUCUUCCUAUUUGGCUAAAGGAGGAGUGCAGAGCAGUGGGAAGGAGGCAUAGGGUUGGGGAUAGACAGAAGGGGGGAUCAAGAAAGGGAUCUGUCAAUGAUCCCCUGUUGGGAUCAACCUGGGAGGAAGGAUCUUUGGGGCCGGGGUUAACCUUGGGGUCACAAGGGGUCCUUGGAAGAAGAGAAAGUGACCUGUAUUGAAAGAUAAUCCUCUAUUUCGGUAUUAGAUCAGACCCACUUUGGCCCCUUCUUCCUCACUAUGAUGAAGUUACUGCUUCUCUGGCUCUGUCUUUUCCAGGCGGACUUUCUGAUGUACCCGGCAGUCAUAUCUCCCCAAGACCCAAGCCUCCUUAUUGGCUCUACGCUCACGGUCAACUGUUCAGUCAGCGCUGACUCGAACCUGAAGGCUGAGGACCUUUACUGGACCCUGAACGGCCGGCGGCUCCUGGUGGAGACGUACAGAGUCCUUGGGCCCGGCACCCUUAGCGUGACCCUCUCCAAUCUGAAUGGAUCCCAACAGCAGUCAGGGGACAACCUGGUCUGCCAUAGCAAGGAAGGUGGAAGCAUCUUGGCUGGGACCUGCCUCUACGUAGGAUUGCCUCCAGCAAAACCAACCAAUAUUUCAUGCUGGUCUAAGAAUCUGAAGGAUCUCACCUGUCGAUGGGCGCCUGGAACAGAAGGCGAGACUUACCUGCAUACCAAUUACACCCUAAAGUACAAACUGAGGUGGUACGGCCGGGAUAAUACUUGCCAAAACUAUCACACUGCUGGACCUUAUUCUUGCCAUAUUCCUAAAGACCUUGCCCUUUUCACGCCAUAUGAGAUCUGGGUGGAGGCUUCCAAUCGCCUUGGGGUGGCCAUCUCCGAAGUGGUCAUGCUGGAUAUCGUCGAUGUGGUCACAACCGACCCUCCGUCCGAUGUCCAUGUGAGCCGCGUUGGAGACCUGGAGGACCAGCUGAGCGUCCGGUGGAGUGCCCCUCCAGCCCUCAAAGACUUCCUAUUCCAAGCCAAAUAUCAGAUCCAGUACCGAGUUGAGGACAGUACAGAAUGGAAGGUUGUAGACAAUGUGAGCAACCAAACCUCAUGCCGGCUGGCUGGCCUGAGGCCUGGAACUGUGUACUUUGUCCAAGUCCGUUGCAAUCCAUUUGGCAUCUAUGGUUCCAAAAAAGCUGGCAUCUGGAGCAGUUGGAGCAACCCGACAGCAGCUUCCACACCUCGGAGUGGACGGACACAGGGUGUCUGUGAGCCCAAAAGCGGGGAACACAACAAUACUCUCCGCCGGGAACUCAAGCAGUUCUUUGGGUGGAUGCGCAAACAUGGGAGCUCUUAUCAUUGUGCCAACCUGAGCAUCAAAAUGUAUGACCAGUGGCGGGUUUCACUGCAGAAAUCUCACAAAACACGGAAUCAGGUAGGUCCUAUCCGGUGAUAAAUCUUAGCAAGUUUUGAAGGUGGAAUGAAGAGUUUCCCAAAAGCCAAUGCAGUCGCUGUGGGCUGGUUUGGACAGGCUGAGGAAGCAAGUAAAUCAGCUGCAAAGAUGGUGAUGGACCUAUGAGAAUGUGAUGACCCUAGGAGCCUUGUGUGACACAGCCAUGGCCGUCAUAUCACUUCCAUUUCACUAUCUACAAAUUGACAUGGAGUCUGUCCACCACCAACAUUCCCACCUCUUCUGUUGUCAGAUAAAUCUUUGCUCUCAUUUCCUUCUGGAGUCCUAGGACAACAGCCAUAGACAGCUUACCAUCUUUUUGCUCAUAUAUACACAUACAUUUAAAAGUAUUGAUACAUGUGCAAGCCACAAGAUGUUUCAGCUUCUACCAAGUGUAUAUAGACCCCCUGCUCACAUUUUCCAUCAAAGGUUGGAGACCAUGUCCCAUUGCAAAGCGGAAACAGAUGUGAGAACUGUGGUUAUCAAUGUGCACCCCACAAUUUGGGGAGGGGAGAAGGAAAGGGCCAAAUGGGUCCUGAAGCUUUACAAUAAUCUUGUAUGUGCACAUGUUCUUUUAAAAAUAAAAUUACAAUUCCUGUUA